This is a messenger RNA of Penicillium pulvis, 729 nucleotides long. RefSeq names its product putative O-methyltransferase. The record is from RefSeq and is a predicted model, not a curated record. The coding region runs from base 1 to 729 and encodes 242 amino acids. The transcript is spliced from 2 exons. Lineage: Eukaryota; Fungi; Ascomycota; Eurotiomycetes; Eurotiales; Aspergillaceae. Gene Ontology annotation, molecular function: O-methyltransferase activity.
AUGGCGCCCGACAACCUACAAGAGAUCUUCGCUCAGCGCGCCGUCGAGCUGCGCGAGUACAUAUUCUCCCAGCCUGCCAGUAACUUUGAGAACAACCCCUGGGCCUUAGCUGAUGCUAUCGAAACCUUCUCCAAUGAAAAGGGCCACAUGAUGAUUUUCCGCUCAAAGAAGCUUGAUGUCGCCAAGGCCGCUCUCGUCGCUCAGCAGCCUGCUCCCCGUACAAUCCUAGAAUUCGGCACCUUUGUCGGCAAGUCGGCUCUCGCUUGGGGUGCUAUCCUCCGUGAUAUCCACGGUGAGAACGUCCCCGAGGAUGUCAAUGUAUACACUUUCGACCCGAACCCCCUUAUGGUUGCUCUCACACGGGACCUGGUUAAGCUUGCCGGUGUGGAGGAUGUCGUACAUGUGCUUGAGGGCCCCGGCUCGGAGUGCCUACAGAAGCUUGUCGACGAGGGCAAGGUUACUAGUGUUGAUAUGGCGUUCUUCGAUCACUGGGAGAAGUUUUAUCUUUCUGACCUCCAGCUUAUUGAGGAGCUGAAGCUUUGGCGCGAGGGAUCGCUGGCGAUCGCUGAUAACACCGAUAUGCCUGGUGCGCCGGAUUACCUGGCUUAUGUUAAGGCCGGUGGCAGCGGGGCUGCUGGUGCUGUUAAGUAUGAGAGCAAGUCUUACGAGACUGAAGGUGGACGUGGCCCGAGUGUUGUUGAGAUUAGCACGGUGCUGGCCACCAACUGA